GGAACUUCAGAGACACAUAAAGCUGACCUGGGAUCAGAUUUCUACUCUGCUCCUCUCUCUCUACCUAACAGAGCUGCUGGUGUCACAACUGAUCCCAGGUCGGUGCUUUUCCCGCGCCUGCAGCCCCGGGUGACCACGUGUCUCUCUCCGGCCUGCCAGCGGACCAUGUGGAGCAGCAAGAUGGCGGCGCGGUGGAGGGGGAAAGACGGGGAUUUAAAUGCCGGCAACUGCGACUUCCUGGCCAGCAACAGUCCCACCGAGCUGGUCCUGAGUCGACACAUGGAGGGCGUGGAGAUGGACUCCCAGUCCUGCAUGGAUCACUCCAUCCUCGCCAUCUUUGAAGACUCUGCUGUCACAUCAGAGAAUAAGAGUGAAGUGGAGGAGGAGAGUGAGACGCUGCUGUCGGCCCUGACCGAGAUGCUGGACAGCGUGGAGGACGUAGACGGGACUCUGUCUCCCUUUGACACCCUGCCAGACACCAGGCUGCUCACCCAGCUGGACUACAGGGACCACUCAGCGGAACUAUCACUGGUCGACAGACUGAGACCGAGAUCCAAAUCACAGAAUGUAACUUUCACAGUGAAGACUGAUGGAGAAAAGGAAGAGGAGAGCAGGAAGAUUCCUCCUCAGGUGUUCAAACAACAAACUCUGUUUCACUCCAGAAAUAAGAAAGCAGAGGCCGAAGUUGAAGUCUUUACUUCGUCGUCUCUGGUGAACCUGGUGAAGCUCAUGCACCCGUACUGCCUGAAGCUGCACGUGGAAGAGGAGGAGGAGGGGGACAAAGUGAUGAAGAAUCACCCGUUAUUCUCCCAGGAAGAGGUGUGGAAGUAUGAAAGACCCAGUGAAGAGAGCGAUGAAGAGAUAAAUGUUGUGUCUGAUGAUGAGGUGACGAUGAAAGACACAAAGGAGGGAGAUGAAAAGAGAGAUAAUGAAAACCUCUUGAAGAGCGCCUUGCUGAAUGGGAACUGGUCCAGACAAACUCCAUCCAGAGAGAAGAAGAAGAGGGUGAGCUUUGGCCCCGUUCAAGUGGUUUCAUUUGAUGAAUCCACGGAAAAAAAGGGAUUGAAAGAGGAAAGCGGGCACACAAGUGGAACUGUGUCGGUUCCUCUGAACGGCACCAGAGCACUUGAAAGCUCAGCCGGAUCAGCACUUGAACCCAGAACACUGUCCUCAGAAAUGAGCAGCAACGAGGCGGAGUCUCUGCCACUUAAAGGGGAGACCAAGGCCAAAUCACUCAGCCUGCAGCAGUACAGGCAGCUGCGCCAGAAGAGGCGGCCCCUGGUGGAGAAACAGGGGAACUACACCACCAAGUGGCCCUGUGUUGCUGAGCCCCCCAAAGAGCUGGAACCCAUCCUCUGUCUGCAGGGACAGAGACACACAAAGGCAGCACAACAUAAUCCAGAUAGUAGAAGAAGAAGUGCUGAUGAACUCAAACAGAGAUCUCAAACAACGAGUCACCUUUCUGCUCCGCCCCCAGAGGCCAGACCGUCUUCUCAUCCACGAUUUAAUCACGUAAAGAUUGAAUCCAGGAUCAUCUCCCCUGCCAGUCCGCUGCCAGACGCCUCAGCUGAUCCAAAUGUUUCUGUGCCUCAAAGCAAAAAAAGUCCAGUAAAGAAACCAGCAGCGUUCAGUAGCGACCCCCCAAAUCCCGUCCUGCUCCCCCUGCCGGUUAGCCAAACCACGUCACCAGAGUCCAAGGUGGAGCUCCUCAGCAGAGACUCACACAGCACCAGACACUUUGCAGCAAUCCAAAAUGAAUCCUCAGGAACAUCUCUUCAGAAACAGCCGUCACCCUCAGGUCCAAAGCCUUUAGAAGGGUUGUUAAUAAACCAGGGCUACACCAGCCUGGUUCAGGAAAUUAAAAACAAACUGAAGGAGAAAGCUUCAGGUGUCUCCUCCAGACCUGCAGCAACCACAACACCAACCACAUCUUCAUCACCGUGUAAAAAGACUCAAAGCUGCAGGACGGACCAGGUGGAAGAAGCCGAGCUGGAACCAAAGUCUCCUCCGUCACCAGAAUCACCGGGACCAACAGAGGGUCCUUCCUUCAGUCAGCCUCCUGAUCAGGUAGAAGCACCCACAGCAGUACAGGAGGCGUCAUCAGAGGGUCUCCCCAGGGUCUCCUCUUCUGAGGAGCCAGCAGCCACGCUUCACUUGGACUGUAGAGGGCAAAGUGCAACAGUUGACUCAGGAAUCGAAGCUCCUGAUCUGACCAGCCUGCUGGAACAGUUUGAGGAAACACAGGCUAAAGAGGAGAGGGUGAGUGAGAACGAGCCGGAGCUCAAACCUUCACACCGAGCAACAGAUGGACUCACGGAGGUGGAGAAGAGAACUGGGCCUGCAGGAACACAAAGAGCCUCAGUGGAAGCACUUGUAACUUUAAACACUUCAGGAUCAUCUGGGAGUCCAAACGUUCAGACGCUGGAGGACGCAGACAUCCCAGAGCCGCUCGGGACUGAAGUCGUCCUCAGCACGACAAAACGGAAAAAUCCUCCGACCAAGGCCAUCCAGAUCAUCGACCCGCGUCCUCUACCGUCCAAAAAGAGCCUCAGCAGCCUCCCAGAGCUGCCUGCUGCUCAAACAGCUCACCUGAUUUCAUCUGUGAGCUCUGAUCACGAUUACUGCAGAACCUCUAAACUCAAGGAUGUUUCUAGAACCUCUGAGGACGACCUCGAGUCAGCGGACCAGACCUGCAGCAGCGAGAUCAACGCCACCAUCCAGACUCCUGAAAACUCUCCAAAGACCAGAUCAGAGACGCACCAGUCCACAGACCAGGUUCUUUUAGCUCGAGCUGCUGCAGAGCAACACUUUGCUGCUGCAGCUGAAGAGAAACCAGCCGCCUGCUCUCUGCCCACGCCUCCCCCCAGCCCCCCCGCCAGAGGGAGGGACAAGAGGAGGUAUCGGAGGAGAUCUCCUCGUUCUGACUCCAGCUCCAGCUCCUGUUCCUCAUCGUCGUCCUCGUCAUCGUCCUCCAGCUCUGCAUCUCCCUCUCCAAAGAGACAAAAGCGCCAUCACAAGCGUUCGGAGAGCAGCUCGUGCUCGUCCUCCCGCUCCGUUUCCCGCUCCCCUCCCCGGCGCUACAGCUGGUCUUACUCAAGAUCCAGGUGCAGCAGGUCCAGAUCCAGAUCCUGGUCCCGUUCCAGGUCCCCAUCCAGAUCCAGGUCCCCAUCCCCGGUCUGUCGCAGCCAGUGGAGUAACGUUUACAGAAGCAGAGAGUCCAGGAAGCUCAGGAGAGAGCACGAGAUCAGGAUUCAGAAACUUAAAGCCAUAAACGAGCGCAGGGUGGUUUACGUCGGCCGCAUCCGCAAGUCGAUGACCCACGACGAGCUGAGGGAACGAUUCGCUCAGUUCGGAGAAGUAGAAUGUGUGUCGCUUCACUUCAGAGAUAGAGGUGACCACUACGCCUUUGUCACGUUCUACAACAUGGACGAUGCUUUUGCCGCCAUCGAUAACGGCGGGAAACUGCGGCGGCCUGAUGAGCUGCCGUUUGACAUCUGCUUCGGUGGCAGAAGACAGUUCUGUAGUUCAGACUACGCCGACCUCGAUGCAAACAGAGACGCAGAGCCGGCUCCGGCCAAGAACAAGUUUGAGGACCUGGACUUUGAUUCUCUGCUGAAACAGGCCCAGAGAGGGUUGAAGAGGUAGCAGAGCUGCAGGAAGAGAAGAUUCACAAACCUCAGAGCCUUAUGCUCCUUCUUAUGUAGCAAUCUUUUGUUAUGUCAUAUCAUUUAUUCAUGUUUUGACUCUAAUACGCAUGCAGUUUGAUGUGUACAGUCGAUAUGUACGAAUAUGUAGCACUGUUAAUUUGAUAACAUGGUAUUAGUGGAACCCACUAAAGAUUUUUGUUUCAUUCCAAAAACACUGAUAAAGUUUUAUAUAUUUCUAUAUAAAAAAUAAUAAAAGCUCUUAAUUGUG
Centropristis striata (black sea bass) is the source of this 3915-nucleotide messenger RNA. RefSeq names its product peroxisome proliferator-activated receptor gamma coactivator-related protein 1-like. Lineage: Eukaryota; Metazoa; Chordata; Actinopteri; Perciformes; Serranidae. Gene Ontology annotation, cellular component: nucleus. Gene Ontology annotation, molecular function: RNA binding; transcription factor binding. The record is from RefSeq and is a predicted model, not a curated record. The transcript has 11 exons. Gene Ontology annotation, biological process: positive regulation of transcription by RNA polymerase II. The coding region runs from base 166 to 3645 and encodes 1159 amino acids.